This is a messenger RNA of Symbiodinium natans, 954 nucleotides long. Lineage: Eukaryota; Dinophyceae; Suessiales; Symbiodiniaceae. The record is from the annotation of a GenBank genome assembly.
AUGUCUCCAGACCCCACGCAGACCGUCUUCAGCAUCUUGAACCAAACGCUCAAGCUGUUGCUGCUGGCAGGCUCGGCGCCCGUGGGCGAUCCUUGCGGCAUCACCGGCGGGGCCAAAGCGCCCGAUGGUUGCUUGGCCUGGAGAUGCCAGUGGGACCCUCCGCCGGGCUUCAAGACCGGCGAGAUCGGUUCCAACCUCAACGUUCUUCCCACCCUGCUACAGCAGACGGUCUGGAAGCCUGGCGCUCAGGUGGAGGUCGCCUGGGGAGUGGCGGCGAACCAUGGCGGUGGCUAUCAAUACCGGCUUUGCCCGGCGGGCAUGACGGCGCUCACGGAGGAGUGCUUCCAGGAGAUGCCCCUGGCCUUUGUGGGCGACAAGCAGUGGCUGCAGUUUGGGAAUGGAUUUGACAAGAGCAAUCGCCUGGAAAUCAAAGCCAAGCGCGUUGGUGGCAAGAAAGUCUUGCCCGAGAACUCGACCUGGACGAUGAAUCCCAUCCCAGGUUGCAAGGAGAACGGCGGCCGAGCCAGGUCCAAGUGCCUGGGCCCAACCUUCACGCCAGCGCCGGGUAGUGACAAGAUGUACCGCUACGGAGGCCCUGAGCUUGUUGCCCCGAACACCCGGAACCUCACCCCUCCUGAGUUCUUCUUGCGGUUCAAUUUGAACCUGAAAUGGUUGCUAUCCUUCCUGGUUAGAGGCCGCGAAGGCUCGGAAACCACGCGCAAGAACUCCACAACCAACUUCCCCGGCCAGGCUUUCUGCAAGCCCGAGGUCGAACAAAAAGGGCAAAUCAUGCCUUCCUCUGCCCUCCGGCCCUUGCUAGGAAUGCAGCCUAAGGUCUGCAAGGGCUUAGUGGUCAAGCCCCCCGCGCCUGUGAAGGAGUACUACGAAGUCUCUUUCGACUUCGGCAUCGUGGACUUAGUGCAGAUUCCAGAAGAUCUGCCAAACGGCAGCUGA